AUGUGCGGUAUCUUCGCGUGCCAUUGCCAUCCUGAUGUACAAAACUUCCGGCCCACAGCGAUUCGUAUGGGCAAGCAGAUAAAGCAUCGCGGUCCCGACUGGAGUGGAAACCACAUAGCCAACAACACCAUCCUCGUUCACGAACGCCUCGCUAUUGUCGGUGUCGACACCGGCUCGCAACCAUUGCUUAGUCAAGACGAAGGCAUUGCCUUAGCUGUUAAUGGGGAAAUCUACAACCACAAGAUUUUACGCAAACAGUUGAAGACCUCAUAUAUUUUUAGAACGCAUUCAGACUGUGAAGUCAUUAUACCUCUCUACCAACAAAAUGGCAUCGAUACUCCUAAGUUCCUAGAUGGCAUGUUCAGCUGGAUUUUGCACGACGAAAAGCAAGAUCGUUUGAUUGCUGCAAGAGAUCCAGUCGGCAUCACCAGCUUUUAUGUUGGACGGUCGUCGACAUACCCAGGCGCGCUGUUCUUUGCUUCUGAGCUGAAAAGCCUGCACCCUGUAUGCGAUGGAAUUGACCCUUUCCCGCCGGGCCAUGUCUACGACAGCAAGACCGGUGCUUUCGAAAGAUACUUCACUCCUAGAUGGCUGGUCGAGCCAAAGUACAUCCCGACAAGCCGUCUUGAUCUAGGUGUGCUCCGCGAAAUGUUCGAACGGUCCGUGAGAAAGAGAUUAAUGGCUGAGGUGCCUUACGGCGUGCUACUCUCAGGAGGUCUAGACAGCUCUUUGGUCGCCGCAAUCGCGCAGCGAGAAACGCUUCGCCUGCAGAACGAGCGUGCUCGGCAAAAGGCAUCGCUUUCAGGCACCAGCACUCCGACAAUCAACGGCAUAGCCAAUGGUACCGCACUUCCGUCUCGGACGAGCGAGCAGACCCUUGCCGGUGUCGACGAAAACUACCACCUCGACUCAGCUAUAAUUCUUUCGCAGCUCCACAGCUUCUCGAUUGGUUUGCCGGACGCUCCAGAUACCAAAGCGGCUCAAGAAGUGGCCAAAUACCUGGACACUCGGCAUCACGCCUUUACAUUUACUAUUCAGGAAGGUCUUGACGCUCUAUACGAUGUCAUAUUUCACUUGGAGACUUUUGACGUCACGACAAUUCGCGCAAGUACGCCAAUGUUUCUGCUAUCGCGCAAGAUUAAGGCGAUUGGUGUGAAGAUGGUGCUUUCUGGCGAAGGCUCGGACGAGAUUUUCGGUGGCUAUCUCUACUUCCACAACGCACCUGACAAAAACGCAUUCCACAAAGAGACUAUACGGCGGAUCCAAAACCUUCACUUGGCUGACUGCUUACGAGCAAACAAGAGCACUUCAGCCUGGGGUGUUGAGGCUCGCAUGCCAUUUCUCGAUAAGCAAUUCCUGGACGUUGCCAUGAAUAUUGACCCACAAGAGAAGAUGAUCACUCCAGACCGCAUCGAAAAGUACAUACUGCGCAAAGCUUUCGAUACAGAGGGCGAGCCAGGCGCGAAACCAUAUCUUCCCCAGCAUAUCCUAUGGCGGCAAAAGGAGCAAUUUAGUGACGGUGUAGGUUAUAGUUGGAUCGAAAGUCUUAAACACGAGGCGGAAAAAACAGUCACCGAUGAGCAAAUGGUUCCGGCCAACAUUAGGGAAGAGAAGCCCCAUUGGGGUGACGAUAUACCCGAUUCGAAGGAAGCAUACUGGUAUAGGUGUAUGUUUGAUGAGCACUUCCCAUCGUACUGCGCCAGUACUGUGCAGAGAUGGGUGCCUACAUGGAGCAUGCAGACGGAUCCUUCGGGACGGGCCAUUGGGGCUCACGCACAGGCAUACAAGGUUAGCAACGGCCUGUGCGUUCAUUGA
This is a messenger RNA of Zasmidium cellare ATCC 36951, 1815 nucleotides long. RefSeq lists its product as uncharacterized. NCBI's taxonomy places the organism in Eukaryota, Fungi, Ascomycota, Dothideomycetes, Mycosphaerellales, Mycosphaerellaceae. The transcript has 3 exons. The record is from RefSeq and is a predicted model, not a curated record. Gene Ontology annotation, cellular component: cytosol. The coding region runs from base 1 to 1815 and encodes 604 amino acids. Gene Ontology annotation, molecular function: asparagine synthase (glutamine-hydrolyzing) activity.